This is a messenger RNA of Naegleria lovaniensis, 1593 nucleotides long. RefSeq lists its product as uncharacterized. Gene Ontology annotation, molecular function: protein binding; metalloendopeptidase activity. The record is from RefSeq and is a predicted model, not a curated record. Bases 1 to 1593 code for a protein of 530 amino acids. Gene Ontology annotation, biological process: membrane protein intracellular domain proteolysis; regulation of response to endoplasmic reticulum stress. The transcript has a single exon. Lineage: Eukaryota; Heterolobosea; Eutetramitea; Acrasida; Naegleriidae. Gene Ontology annotation, cellular component: cytoplasm; membrane.
AUGUUCGAACACAUGGUUCAUGAUUACGGUCUUCUCAUUCUCCUGUUGUUAGGCCUGACGAGUCUAUGGUGGAUACCUCUUCUCUAUAAAUUGAUUCAGGGUGAUCAUAAAUAUUCGGAAAUGUGUUCCCGAUGGAAUAUUAUUGAAAACGGAAUGGGAUACAUGACGUUGGAAUGGAAUUCGUUUAGUAAAUAUUUACCAAAACAAUUAUCAUCAUCACGGCCAUACUUGAAUGGUAUUUUGAGAGGAAUAUUUAAUAUGAGUUUUGGGUUCGGAGCUUUGAUGAGUGUGAUGUUAGGUCUUUUGUGUGCAUUGUUUCUCGUUUUACAUUUAAUUUAUUUUGUAUUUAGCAUUUCAAGUAGCUUUGCUUCAAAAUAUGGAUAUCCCAGUCAAAACGAGUCUGAUUUACAAGCAGAAGCAUCGCCAUCGUUUGAAACAUCCAUGGUCAUGCUCAUUCCGGGAGUUAAUCUACCAUUCAACCAAAUUUCUCUUUUGAUUGUAUCAUUAAUUAUUUGUGUCAUUGUGCAUGAAUAUGGACAUGCCAUUGCAGCAGAUUAUCAAGAUUUAAGAAUUGAGACUUUUGGAUUUUCUAUUCACUAUAUUUUACCAAGCGCGUAUGUUUCUAUUGAGACAGAAUCAUUGGAAAAGAAACCACUAUUUGCUCGAAUGAUGAUUUAUUGUGGUGGUGUUUGGCAUAAUAUAUUAUUAUGCUUCUUUAUUGGAAUACUGAUAUUUGUAUUCUUUAAUCCGAGCUCAUCGUAUUUCUCCUUAAUAGAAAGACCAUUCGAUAAUAAUGGUGUUUUUGUAAAGAGUGUUGAUAUUGACAAUCCACUCUACCACGAUUUGAAACCCAAUGACAUUAUUCUUUCAAUUAAUAAUAUUCCAAUGAAAGACGUGUCAACAUUUACCGGAUCGUACGAUAGGUUGCGGGCAAACCGAGGUUUUUUGGUUUCUGCCAAAGUACUAUCCGAACAAGAUGAGCUUUAUAACAAAAAGUGCUGUCUUAAAGAAUCGGAUGAUGAUGGUGGUCGAUUACUUUGCUUUAAAUUUGCUAAUAAUCUGCAACAACAAGGAGUAUGCAUGAAGGUUAGAGAUGUCACUACAAAUCCUUCUUGUUCAAUUAACAUCCACAAAGCACGACAGGAACUAGAACAAAAUGAAUGCAUGGUACCAGAUGUUGACAAUGGCUUAUUCAUUUUAAGGUUAAAAGUCUUAGAAAAAGAAACAGAUCUCAUUUAUUUCGGAACAAUGGAACAAUUUUAUCAUCAAGUCAUUGUUUCUGACGUGAAAGUGAAAGAUUCUCUUUCCUACCUUAUUUCAUUGGAUUUUGUUUCAGACCUGAAAAAGCUCUUGGAGUACACGAUUGCUCUAUCUCUGGGACUGGCAGUGUUCAAUUUGGCUCCUGUUGAAUUUUUAGACGGUGCAAAGAUUUAUGAAGUAUUAUUUCUUUAUUACUUGAGACGCUUUGCUGUGAAAAAGGAAGACAUGGAUCAUGUCAAAACAACUUACGAUCGGUUGUUAUCCGUUUUUAAGGUGGUUUUAGUCUUGAACAUUUGUGUUGCUUUUAUUAAUGCAUUCCGUGUUGCGAUAUGA